Messenger RNA from Pleurotus ostreatus (oyster mushroom), 573 nucleotides. RefSeq lists its product as uncharacterized. NCBI's taxonomy places the organism in Eukaryota, Fungi, Basidiomycota, Agaricomycetes, Agaricales, Pleurotaceae. The coding region runs from base 1 to 573 and encodes 190 amino acids. The record is from RefSeq and is a predicted model, not a curated record. The transcript has a single exon.
AUGCUGUCCUGGAAAAGCAACUCUACCAACAACCACAACUAUUCCGACACCCUUCUUAGAGGGGCCACAGCGUCUAGCAGCGCGAUUUCAUCCCCGCCGUUUGUACAAACACGCCUACCACCCAUCAUGCGCGUUAACCAGCACCUUGGCACCGCCGCACUGCUUGUGGCAAACUGUGGGACGCGCUGCUUCUAUGCACUCGCCCAACCUAUCGAUUCUCUCGCACACACCGGCAGCGACUUGAACGUCGACCCCCAAGUUAUCAAGGCGGGAGAGUCUAAGUCGUACGAGCACAUCUACUCUUGGGAACCAUCGAAGCGGCAGUCGAAGAAAAGGGAGGACGGCAACGAUGCUGGAGGAGAGCCCAUUGGAGAUGCCUCAGUCCAGGUGUCUGAGACCCACCCCGCCAGGGGUGACAAGCAACGCGACGACAGCGGGCACACCCACCGACUACUAUUCGAUUCUCGCGACGGCGACUCAGGCAUUCGAUGGGCGUAUGGCGAAAGGCAAGGCAGAUGGAAGGAGAUUAGAGCUAACGAAAACGCAGUUCGAGAGCACCCCUUUUACGGUUGA